Molecule: messenger RNA, 1218 nt
Organism: Enterobius vermicularis (human pinworm)
Lineage: Eukaryota; Metazoa; Nematoda; Chromadorea; Rhabditida; Oxyuridae
Source: the annotation of a GenBank genome assembly
AUGAAGUUUCCAUAUGGUGCCAAAGCGUUUGACUAUCCAUUUGGCAGUUAUGUUAAUGCUACAAAACAGUUUGAAAAAUCAGUAAAUGCUGUUGAAAAGCUGCUGAACACAAAACCGUUUGCCCUUUCAAAGGUGAAAGACAACAAUCCUAGUAAGCGAACUACGGAGAGUCAGAAGUCGGAGAAUAUGAAACAACUGCUUGAUAGUAUGACAGAGGAAGUUUGUAGAGAGGACAUAAGUAAGGAUGUAAUGGCGACUAAACAACCACUGAGUCGCGCAGAGGAGCAAAUCGCGUGCUUGGCCAACAUGUCAACGGCCAAGGAUAUGAUCAUUGAGGAGCAAAAAAAAAGCAUCAAAAAUUUAGAGCAAAAGCUGGCAGAUGAAGAAUGUGCUUGUCAACAGGCACUAGAUGACCUGAAAAAGGCUGAAAAUCGAUGUACUUAUCUUGAGGAAGAACUAAGUCUGUUGAAAAGUCUUAGCGAUGAACAAACCUGUAUGAAGCGUCAGAUAGCGGAGUUAAGAAAGGAAGAUGAAAGCAAUAGGGAACUGAUCAAAAGGCAAAAAGAGGAAAUUGAAAGACUGCAGGAAAAAAAUAGCGUUUUGGAAGCUGAAGCGGUAGAAGUGAAGUGUAAAUGCGACAGUCUGACAAAAUCACUGACUGAAGCACUAGAUUUGAAAGCCAGUUUGGAGCGUAAACUUGACAGUUUUAAGCCACUGGCAGAGCUUCGGCAAUUACAGGAUGAUAAAGAUGCUCUUAGCUAUGCGGAAAUGUAUAAGGAACUGCAGGAAACUAAAGAUCGAAAUCAACGGCUAGAGCAGGAGUUGUCUAUAAAUGCAGAGAAGAAUACACAUUUAAAUGAAAUAUGCGCUCAAGUAUUUGACGAAAACACAGCGCUUAAAGAAAAGUGUGACGAGUUACAAAAUGAGAAGUUGAGAGGAGAAGACAAGGCCAAAACUGUUAAGACAACUACGGACGAUCAAUUCACAAAUAUCCAACAGGAGAAUAGCGAGCUGAAGAAAGAAAUUGCUGGUUAUGUGGAACGCCUUGAGUCUCAGGCUGAGGCAAUUGAUUCGUUGACGAAGGAAGCACUCAACAGCGAAAACAGGGCUAAAAAAGCUGAACAGGAGCUUCGUACAUUAGAACAACGCCUAAGUGAACUGGAAAAAACAAAGCAGGUCAGAAUCACUGAAUCGUCUGGUAAAUUUCUUUAUCAUUAA